Molecule: messenger RNA, 5343 nt
Organism: Vitrella brassicaformis
Lineage: Eukaryota; Vitrellaceae
Source: the annotation of a GenBank genome assembly
GUGGCAUCCAUGUCUCAAUCAGUCCGCAUCCUCAUCAUCCAAGAGCACAUACAGCAGCUGUGCGCUCGGCACCGCCCCCUCCGUCACAAAGGAGCUGACUUCGUCGGUAGCGGCCUCGUAGUAGAACCGAUACACCCCCCCGCACUGCGGCCACCACCCCUCGUCAGACAGCACCAGCCCCUGCCUAUCCACAUAUGUCGGGGACAGCAGCAGCCGGGGCCCAGUCUCCUCCAGUUUCUGAGGCAUGGGCGGCUCGUGGCAGCGACACAGCGACCCCAUCUUCUUUUCAUGCCUGUCCCCCUUCUCCCUGCUCUUCACCACGCCACCCUCCAGGCUCAGCUCCAUACCCCCGUCACCCACCUCUCCAGGCUUGUUGCCCCUCACAAAGACGUCGAACACGGACUCGCGCCGGCUCCUCUUCCGUCUCUGGCCUUCACCCUCGGGGCCGCUCGAUGACGAAUGGGCGUGGGAUGAUGCAGACGAUCGUCUGUUGGGCGAGUCACUCGAUGAGGCGGCAGUGGAGGGCGGCUCCUGGUGGUGGUGUGGAGCGAGGUCCGGCAAGGAUGGCGACGGCGAUAGAGAAUCCUCAUAGCGACAGCCUGACCCUGGUGCAGCUGUGCUGCUGCUGCUGCUGCUGCUUGCCCCAGAAGAUGAAGCGGAGGAAGCGUGUCUCGUCUCUCUGUCGUUGAACCGGAAGAAUGGAUCACUCGCAAAGUCGCUGAAGGUGGCGCCGGCAAGUGGCCGAUGGGCCUUGACCGAUUCGAUGCUCCGCACCAUCGGCUGCACCGCAACGCUCUCCCUUUUCUUCCUCACGCUCUCGAAAGUGGGCGGCUGUCUGGGGGCGUCGGUGACAUCGAGGUCGACCAGCCGCCUCCGGGGCGCCUGGUUGGUCACGAUGGAUUGCAGCGUUAGCUUGGUGGGUUUGGUGUAUACUUCGGGGGGAAUGUUGGAGAGCUUCGGCAGAGGCGUGAUGAAGGUGUUGAGCGGCCUCAGCUGCCGCUUGCGAGGUGUGGGAGAGGCGGAUGACAACUCACAGGCGUCUCCGUCCUGUGCCUGCUGGUCCUGGAGACCUGGAUGCUGCACAAUGGACAACAUAUGGCGACAGAAAGUCAGAUGAAUGCAAUGGCAUUGUGUGGCUUGCUCACCUCUCUGAUAAGCAGCCUUCGAAUGAUGGCUGGGAGUUCCUGGUUGGCCGGCAUGACCUUGUUGAUGAAGGCAUCGCGAUAGCCGCGGUACAUCCACCUCUGCUCCUGAACAGCGAAUCGACCGUCGAGACAUGGCGCAAGGGUGGGCACAAUACGCCCCGCUGACCUGUCUUCUCUUGAGUCCAAUUGACAGGACAGUUCUCAGCUGUUCCACCAGCCUCCAAGCCUCCAUGUCCACCUCGGCCCGCAUCACCUGCCUCUCCGCCUCUCUCGCGCGUUCCUGAUCCUCCUUCUCCCACUUCCUGACCUCCUCUUCGUCAACAGGGUCCACGAUCGCGCCAAGCGACAUCCUGGUCAUGAGAGAGCGGGGAGACAAUCCCUUGAAGUCCGGUGACGCCUCCCCUUUGUGGCUGCUGCGACGCCUCUCCCCUGGUCGACGAGCAAAGGAUGGGUUUGGCACCCUCCAGUCGCCGCGCAUGUGCUCCUGGAGGUCUUGCUCCAGUGCACGGAUGGGGUCCGUUGCCUCGUCCUGCUGCUGCCUCUUCGUCUCUUCAAUGCCAGCCCGCAUCGAGGCUGCGUCUUUUGUCUUGCUUCGGCGGAAGGACGGCUUCACAGGCGCCACCUCUCGGAUGGUCUUGCUGCCGGCAGCGAUGAUAUCGAGAUUGGCCGCACUGGCCCGCCGUUUUCUCGUCAUCAUGAACUCGCCGUCGCCGAGACUCCUCCUCUGAGGGGAAUCGUCCUUGGGCGCAUGGGAUGUGGUUGGCGCGUUGGAGGGUAUCUGGCGGAGACGAGGCGGUGACGAGGCGGGCAGGGCGGCCAGGAAGUUGGUAAGGGAUGGGGCCGUCGACACGGCUCUGCAGCCGAUAUGUGGAAGGCCGCCGUAGUGGUAGUGGAGGAUGCAAUAGAGCGGCGAUGUUCGGCCGAAGAACUGCUCUGGGAGGGAGGGAAGGACUACUGGCGGGGCGUCUUUCUUGCUGCGAAGAAGGAAGCCGCUCACGCCGCACCGGUGAUAAAUGUGCUUGAGGAAGGGAGUCAGAUGAGCCGACGAACACCACUGCACGAAGUAUUUGAGAUGCUCUCUGUCAAAUGAGGAUAUGGCAACCGGAUGCAUCAGAGUGUGUGUCUCCUUCCCUCCUCUCACUUGAUAGAGUACUCAGACAUUGUCAGGUUCCAUUGUUUGGCAUCCUUGCCCGUGCCGCGUGUCACAAAGUGCUGCGCCCACACCCUCGACGACCGCCUCUUGGGCGGUGAGAGACGGCCCUGCCUACUAUGCCGGCUCGAUCCGCUCCCCACAGAUGAUCGCGCGCUGCCAGACUGGGAAUCAGCCGCAGCCUCGCCCUCGGCAUUUUCCUCUCCCUCUCUUUCCUCUUCUGAGAUGGCGUCAUUGCAUGAUGACCCUGGAUCCUCUGAGAAGGUCACUUGUCUCUUGAUUGUUAACGGCUUGCAGAGUUCCGGGGGGGAGGCUGAGGGAGGGGGGCUGGGGGACUUGUCUGCUGGUACCAGGAACUCCUUGACGUCAUCGGCCUCUCCUUCUUCGCCCGACUCUGCCGUCAGCACGUCUCGUGGCGACAGGAGACAGUCGUAUACCUCACACCGGUAGCCGCUCAUGGCGCCGCCCCCCAGCAACCCGCGGCAUAUGGACUCCAGCCAGUAGGUGUACCGAGAUCUCCCAUGUCUGUCGGGCUGCAGCACGUCCGCAUACACACGAAACAGGCUUUUGAUGAGCACCCGCAUCUCGUCGGCAACACUUGCCGCCUUUGCCAGCUCCCGAAGAGCAGUCAACCGAUGGAAUAGCGCGGGGUCGAAGCCAAAGUGCAGUCGUACAAUCGCCUUUGAAAGGUUCAGCGCCGCAGCGAUUAUGGCACCAAAGCAGUGGAAGGUCAGGAAAUCGGCCAGGAAGAAGGGUGAGUUGUCACCGGAAUCGCUCGGCGAAGUCUCGGCGGAACAGUACAGGCGACACGAGCACAUGCCUUCUGUCGGCCGGUGGAACCCCAGCGAAUGGUCCCGUUUGAGCAACGCAUCGCCCGGCUCCGAUCCAAUGUUGCCGUGGACAGGACACGAAAGGGCAAUGGCCGAGGGACGGAGAAAGGGAGAGAGGAACGCAGCGGACGUCGAGGGGCGAGGGAUACCCACCUGAUGAUCAGCCAUGGCCCAUGAGACGUAUGCAACAAUUGCGUGUAAUGACGAUGCGUGUUCUUUGGCGUUAUUCACCUCGCAGACAGGCAGGCCGUUCCAGCAGACGGGUGAGCUCUCGGUGCCCUCGGCGGGGGGGAUACCUGGCACACACACACACACGCACACACACAUACACACACACAGCGAGCCAUGCACGAAAAGCGGUGGAAGACGGGCAUCGUGCUCACCGAUCACUGAUGACACGGAGUAGAGCCUUUCCGCCUGCUCUAUCUGGCUCAGGCAGUGGUUGUCCGCUGCGUAUUUGAGGAGGAAGCUCCGCACCAUCUCCGGAUUGCCCACCCACGCAUACGGAUCCACCGUCCGCCUGGAAGCGCGACCAUAAUGCACCUGGCCAAACAUACAAGAGAAGAGAGACAUUAUACUUUGAUGGCGGCUUACCACAGCCACAGGAAGGUCCAGGAACUUGUUUGCCUCAAAAACAGGUUUGCGAGCCGGCUCUUCCCUCCGAAACCCAAUCUCUCUCUCUGAGCCGCCGAGACCGGCGAUAGACAGCUUCAGCUCAGGCUGUGACGAGGACUUCGGAGACGCACAUUGCAGCCCGAUGCUGCGCAGCCACUGCACAAACGGAAACCCAAUCCAGUGUGCCGACAGACUUUGUCAAUAUGUGGCUUACGCACCUCUAGAUAGGCGCUUGAAGGCUCCUCCCCCGCAUAGAGCACCUGGUGUCUGGGCAUCUUGGUGCCCUCACGCUUGAGAGUAUACCCAGAGGAGGCGAAGUACGCGCGGGUCGUGGGCGGCUCCUGGUUCUGCGGUUCGGCCUUAGAAGCAUCGUUGUCAGCCGUCGCGUGAUCGAUCCGAUGAAUAUGGCCGAAGACGAGGGCCUCUAAUGUGCUGCCGACAGAUCAUGGACGGCAAGAUGCAGAUUCGAAGACGUGUCCGCAAUGUCUCAAUGUCACCUUAUGGAGUCAAUUGCGAUCACAGGUAUCCCAGAUGUCUCGUCUUCCUCCCAUGUGGGGCGACUGGUGUCUUUUGGGAAGGCACCCCUCUCCACUGCGGCCUCUUUGUAAUAGGAGGCCACCAUCAGCAUCAGCCAGUAAACCUGCCAAACAUGAUAAGCCGGUCAGAGGGACACGUCCAGCCGUGCUUUGCCCCUCUCCCUACCGCAUUGAAAGGCUGCCGUAUGAGGGCCCGCAGUCGGUCCGUCCAAACCUUCAGCCGCUCCACAUCGUUCUCGCUCGAACUACCCCCUCCCACACACUUCCUCAAGUCGUCAUUGAAAGUCGGAUUGUUUCCAUUGGGAUCGAUCAGGCGGCGAAACGCUGACCGGAAUGUAGCGUAUGACCGGACGUCUUCCUGAAAUAGUGGCUGAAGGUCGCUGGAGCCGCCGAUGGCUGUCUCUUCCGUGGAGGCGGCAGCAGACGGCGAGUCUGCCUGGGCGAGCGUGGCCGGGUGGAGCUGGAGAGACGUCUGGGGAAGGCACGGCUGAAAUACGUAGUAGACACCUGUUUCAGAGUACACAUAUAGCAUUUCCUCCUGUUGCAGAGUCUCCAUUACCUUGGUGCGAGAUGAAUGUGACCUCAAGGCUCACGGCCGUCUUCCGAUCAUCCCUUGCGACAUUGUCCCACCACACAACCAGAGGCACCACCACCUCCAAGUGACUGCACCCCCCGCCCUCUCCCUUCCACACGAAAUUCCUCUUUUGCGCCAUGCUUGCGAACUCCCGCACGGCGGAGCCGAGAGCGGCAUUGCCUGGCUGCGAGCGCAUGUUGAUGAGCUCCUCGAAUGAAGACAGAGUGGCGUCGAAUCGGUAUGCUGUCCUCUGCAUAGAUGCGAGUGGAGGGGGGGGUGGCGGCCGCAGUCUGAACGUCGCCAGGGAGCCUCCGUCUGCCAACAUCUUGGCGGCAAGGUGUGACGGGAGGAAGUCUUCCGGAGAAACCUUCGCUCUUCGCUGCCGGGAUUGCGCACGAGUGGUGUCGUCAAGCUGUUGGUUCCUCAUGAUGGCUGUGCCUGAAGAAAGCGCACACCCUUUACCGGGCCAUCCUGAGAAGACUCCGCAGCCCCC